Molecule: messenger RNA, 1964 nt
Organism: Cladophialophora immunda
Lineage: Eukaryota; Fungi; Ascomycota; Eurotiomycetes; Chaetothyriales; Herpotrichiellaceae
Exons: 2
Coding region: 679-1149 (156 amino acids)
Source: RefSeq, a predicted model, not a curated record
CACAGAGCGAAAAAUCAACUCAGCCUCAAACCUGACCUAUCAAGACUGGAAUCACAGAGAUUGCCCAACUUGCUCACUAACCGAGUCUCCCGUCGCCUGUCGCCAACUGGUUGGCGUCAUAUUCUGCUCAGACAAGUACUCCGUACAAGAGCCAAGUCCCUAUUUACUGCGUACUAAUUAUCCCUCUCUUCUUUACUACCAUAUUACCUCAUAAAAAGGAGAGAGUGUGAGAACAAUGCCACCCCAACCCUCACUUCCAAUCCAACUGGAGCAUAUCUUCAUCUUCCUCUGAUGUGUACAUACCUACCAAGUACAUACCUUCUAGAAUCCAGGCAUCCAACAUUUCCUUCUCCCGAUCCGCCUGUUCCUCCUGUACUUUUGCUCCUCGUCAUUAGGCUGCACAAUUCCCUUCCCACCGACUCGGCAAAUGGGCAUGAUUCGAGUAUAGAUUCUGGCCACAGCUUGUUUAAGCCUCAGUUUGCAACCCCGCUAGUCCCCAUUCGCACAGUCCAAUCCGCAGGCAGAAACCAAAAAGGCCAAUCGUAUUCGUAGCCUCAACCAAUCAUGCGAUCUUUGCAAUGCGUCCAUCAGUUGAUGGCUGAGGCAUCAAUGCCUUGCUCGCGGUCGUCGCGAAGCAUAUAUGUUUCGUGAUUCCGGCCUUGAAAAUGCUCUCCAGCUAUGCUAAUCCUAGAGUACUCAUACAGUGCCGCUACAGCGAAUAGCUUCGCAACCUUUGCGCUUGCCACCUUGACAACCUCCGCUUUGUCCUCAAGUCAACGCGCCGUACAAAUUCUCUGUGUCUUGCUAGCUACUGACAAGAUCAUACCAUGGGAAAACUCAGGACUCCGACGUCUCCCCCUAAUGGCGGCGCAUCGAGCACAUUCCCACGCAUGGAUCCUCCACCUCCCUACGAAGAGUCCUCUCGUUCCUCCUCAGCGCAUAGCAACGACCGACUACAGCGGGACGAACCUCCUCAGUCGCAAACUCAAGCUCAACAAGAGGCGCCACAACCGCAGCCAGACCAGCAACAGGCUGUGUCCGCGGCAAAUGAGCCCAGUCAAAAAAGAGAGGUCGAGGAAGGCUGUUGCACAUUUGGAAAUGGUGCCUCUGGAUGUAUGGUUGUUGGAGACCAUGCUGAAGGAUGUUUAAAUUACGGCGAUGACACCAGUGGAUGGUACGAAGCCCGGUGACUUCGAUUCGUUCGGCUUCCGUGGACGUGCCGCAAGCCAUUGGCGCGAAAUGUUUGCGUGAUUCGAUGCACAAAACGCUGACAUCUUCCUCACAGUCUAAACUACAAGUCAAGAGAUGGAUGUUUGUUAUGGAAGGCAACUGGCGGGGGGUGCCUCAAUUUCAACACGAACAAACAAGGAUGUUGCCAAUUCGGCUGAUACUAUAGGCUGUCGGCAAGACGAGAUUUGAUGAGAUUCAGGCGGCUAUGUCAGAUUUGUUGGUGCUUGCGGGAUAUCCAUGACAUUGGAAUAGCUUGGUGUUGCGGAGUUUCUGUCAGGUCCGAAUGUGAUACCACUUUGUUGGGUUCCAAUGCGAAUAUUAGUUCUUCGCAAAUUGGGGGUCAUCCAUUCAGUCAAAUUUUACAUUUGGUAUUACGAAAUUUGACGACGGUUUGUUCUUCCGUUCUCCCGUGCUCAGGCAAGCUGAACACACAAGGAGGGUUAGAGAACCAAGGAAACCAGACCAACAAGGCCAACCUCUCGAUAUAGAGGGCAAUGAAGCAACGAACUUGAAUCAUGUAUGGGAAGAUGGCUCAUGCCUUAUCUACAAACCAUCAUUAGGUACUAGAUGGGUUAGGAGCACAGGGGCCAACAACCUAAUAGAACCCUGAUCAAUCGGCUCAAGGCCUGCAAACUUACAGUCCUACAUCUGGCCGGGUUUCAAUUGGUACUCGUGUUGCCAGUGAGACAUUCCAAACAACCAACUCCUUUUUGCGUAUCAUUUCUCCUUAUACG